Arachis duranensis is the source of this 1431-nucleotide messenger RNA. RefSeq names its product cytochrome P450 CYP736A12-like. NCBI's taxonomy places the organism in Eukaryota, Viridiplantae, Streptophyta, Magnoliopsida, Fabales, Fabaceae. The coding region runs from base 1 to 1431 and encodes 476 amino acids. The record is from RefSeq and is a predicted model, not a curated record. The transcript has 3 exons. Gene Ontology annotation, molecular function: iron ion binding; heme binding; monooxygenase activity.
AUGGUAGCCAUACUCCUUGGCAUAUUAGUAUUUAUAGUCGCCAUUAUUGUUUGGCUGCAUCCAAAGGAUAAUCGACAUAAAGUUCCACCAGGUCCGAAGGCAUUGCCACUCAUCGGUAACCUCCACAUGCUACGAAAACAACCACACCGCACCCUCCAAGCCCUCGCCGCGAAAUACGGACCCAUAAUGUUCUUGAAGCUAGGGCAAGUUCCAACUGUCGUUGUUUCUUCUCCAGAAGCUGCUGAGCUCUUUCUCAAGACCCAUGACCUAGAUUUUGCAAACAGGCCUAAAUUUCAGUUGGAAUUAUGGCGGGGUGAGAAGAAGGGGCAAAGGGAUGUAGUGACGAGGACGAAUGAGGAAGUGUCAGAGGCGGAGGGAGAAAUUGACGGGAAAAGAAUGAGAAACAGAGUGGCCAUGGCAGCAAAAUUUGGGAUGGGAGAGGAAGGGAGGAUGGUUGUUGGAUGGGAUGGGAAUCUUGUGAAGUUCUUGUUGAGGAUGUUGAGAGAUGAUCAUGAUCAUGAUGAUAAUAAUAAUGAUGACGUAGUAGUAGUAAUAUAUAUGGAUAAAGGAAUAAGAAAGAAAGUACAUAAAUUAAGAAAGCCAAUUAACGAGGCACUGGAGCAUAUUAUUGAAGAUCAUCAGAAUACCAACUACGAUGAUGAUGAUGAUAGUCCACAGAAAAAGGAUUUUGUUGACAUAUUGCUAUCAUUUUUGGAUCAACCCAUGGAUCCUGAUGAAGAACAACACAAACACGUUCUGACAAGAAAUGACAUCAAGGCUAUUAUGAUGGACAUGAUUGGUGCAGCAUAUGAAACAUCAACUUCGGCAAUUGAAUGGGUUAUGUCAGAGCUACUAAAGCAUCCUAGUGUGAUGAAGAAACUUCAACACGAGAUACAACAUGCAGUGGGAGGAAUUAACAAAGAAGUUGAAGAGAAUGAAAUAGAGAAUAUGCCUUAUUUGGAUAUGGUUGUGAAAGAGACCUUAAGAUUAUACCCGGUUGCACCUUUGUUAGUGCCUCAUGUGUCUCGAAACGACGUCGUUAUUGAAGGUUAUUACAUAAAAAGAAAUACACAAAUCAUAAUAAACGCAUGGGCAAUUGGAAGGGAUCCAAGAGUUUGGUCAGAAAAUGCAGAGAAGUUCUAUCCAGAGAGAUUCGAACAUAAUAAUGUAGACAUUCUUGGACGCGACUUUAGAUUCAUACCAUUUGGUUCUGGUCGAAGAGGGUGCCCUGGAGCUCAAUUGGGAUUUGCAACUAUCAAGUUUGUUGUGGCUCAGUUGGUGCAUUGCUUUAACUGGGAGCUUCCUUUUGGCAUGUCUUGUGAUGAAUUAGACAUGAAUGAAACAUUUGGCAUCACUAUACCAAGAACUACACACUUGCUAGCUAUUCCAACUUUCAGGCUAACAGCUGAAGCUGCUAGUAACAAAGAAUAA